Molecule: messenger RNA, 693 nt
Organism: Aspergillus nidulans FGSC A4
Lineage: Eukaryota; Fungi; Ascomycota; Eurotiomycetes; Eurotiales; Aspergillaceae
Exons: 2
Coding region: 1-693 (230 amino acids)
Source: RefSeq, a predicted model, not a curated record
AUGAGUCGUGGCCUGCAAUCGACAGAGUGUAUAACCAACCUGAUUCAAGUCUCAAAUCUUUCACCGGUAACUGAUGCUGUGAUGGCCUACCAGGCCAAUGCCCUCUUUGAGGAUGUCCCGAUUCCAGCACAAGAGGAGAUGAACGUCAACCACCCAAUUAUCCACGUAGCAUCCUCAGUGCUCGAAUGUCCCUGUCUGCAGACAAAUCAUCAGCUCUGCUACCUGCUAGUCUUCGCCGCUAUGGACAUCUUGGCUCGCCAUGUUACUGUAGCUGCCUCAAGGCCGGCGGAAGGCGAAGAUCGGCUGUCGCGCGCAAGCCUAGUCUUUGGGGAGCUUCAUCGCGUCCUCUACUCUAUAGAAUCGUUGUCUCAGCAUUCCCGCCGCCACCUGCCUCCUCGUCGUUCUUCUUCUCCCCCUUCCUCGUUCAGCAGUCCUCGACACUCACCCGCUCCACUCCCUCCAAACUUUGGAGAUUUGCUUCUAUCUAUGGACCCUGUUUCUGUGGGCACCGCCAUGUCCAUCAACCUAUCCACGACGGAUCUCACUUCGAAGGUUCACGAAGACGAAAAUCAUUUCCAGCUCGAGGAGAACAGCGAUCUAUCCGACUUCACCUUCUGGUCACACAAGGCCAAGCUCCAGCGAGAAUUUGAGCGCGUCCGAGACGAAAUCAAAUCAAUCAUCCGCACUGAGUGA